This is a messenger RNA of Mesorhabditis belari, 2493 nucleotides long. NCBI's taxonomy places the organism in Eukaryota, Metazoa, Nematoda, Chromadorea, Rhabditida, Rhabditidae. The record is from the annotation of a GenBank genome assembly.
AUGGACACAGAGAAGAACCCAUGGCCUCCGCUUGUGCAUGAGUAUCCGAUCGACCAUCAAGAUGAUUUUGUGCAACAUGGAGAUGAGGCCGCCGAUGAGAUUGGACCGCUUGAAGCUGUCAGGAUCCGAGAACGACAAGCAAAAAGAAUGGACUCGAUCAUUCCAGUGAUGGGCCGAGAAGGGGCCAAUAUUCAGCUCAAUCUCUACAGGGGAAGAACGGUGGCCGUUUUCACGUCUGGCGGUGAUUCUCAAGGAAUGAACAGUGCUGUUCGAUCGGUUGUUCGAAUGGGAAUCUAUCUUGGAUGCAGGGUUUAUUUCAUCAAUGAGGGAUACCAAGGAAUGGUCGACGGUGGAGAGCAUAUUGCUGAGGCUACUUGGAACUCCGUAUCGGACAUCAUUCAAAAAGGAGGCACAAUCAUCGGAUCGGCUCGUUGUGCUGAUUUUCGUGAACGCGAGGGCAGAAAGAAGGCGGCUUACAACUUGAUCUCUCGUGGAAUCACGAAUUUGGUGUGCAUCGGUGGAGAUGGAUCGUUGACUGGAGCGAACACUUUCAGAAAAGAUUGGCCCGGACUGCUGGAAGAGUUGAUCAAAGAUGGAACUAUUUCACAAGAGCUCGCCGAUCAACACCCGAACAUUCAAAUUGUUGGAUUGGUUGGGUCGAUCGACAACGAUUUUUGUGGAACCGAUAUGACAAUCGGAACGGACACAGCCUUGCAAAGGAUCAUUGAAGCGGUGGACGCUGUCGUCAGUACGGCUCAAUCACAUCAAAGAGCUUUCGUUGUUGAAGUGAUGGGUCGUCAUUGUGGUUACCUUGCACUUGUGGCUGCUUUGGCGUCAGAAGCCGAUUUCUGUUUCAUUCCUGAAUGGCCACCACCAUCCAACUGGAGAGAUAUCCUCUGCCAGAAACUCUCGGUGAUGAGAGGUGAAGGACAACGGCUGAACAUCAUUAUCGUUGCGGAGGGUGCAAUAGAUCGAGACGGAACAGCAAUCUCAGCCGACAUGGUGAAAGACGUUGUGAGCAAGACGCUCAAGUACGACACCCGAGUCACCGUUUUGGGUCACGUGCAAAGAGGAGGACAUCCAUCAGCUUUCGAUCGGAUUCUCGGAUGUCGAAUGGGAGCUGAGGCCGUUCUUGCGCUGAUGGAGAUGACACCCGAAUCCGAACCGUGUGUGAUUUCAAUUGAUGGAAAUUCAAUGGUACGCGUUCCUUUGAUGCAAUGUGUCGAGAGAACACAAGCUGUUCAAAAGGCGAUGAAUGAGAAGGAUUGGGAAACUGCAGUUAGACUUCGCGGGAGAUCUUUCCAAAGAAAUCUUGACACGUAUCGUCUUCUCACCAAGUUGCAUCCAGAGAAGGACAACUUGAGUGGAGGUCAUCAUUUCAACGUGGCCGUCAUGAAUGUUGGAGCGCCAGCUGGAGGCAUGAAUGCGGCUGUUCGGUCUUUCACGCGUAUCUCUCUUUACCAUCGUUGCACCGUUUGGGGAAUAAACGAUUCGUUUGAAGGAUUGAUGAAAGGAAAGCUGACGGAGUUGAAAUGGAGCACGGUGACGAAUUGGGUGAUGCAUGGAGGGUCCUUCCUUGGCACACAGAAGCAACUGCCCACCGCGGAGACGAUACCGAAAAUCGCGGAAACCCUGAAGAAGUUCAACAUCCAAGCAUUGCUACUCGUUGGAGGGUUUGAGGCAUACCAUUCUACUUUGAUUCUCUCGCAACACAGGGAUAAAUUCCCGGAACUUCAAAUCCCGAUGUGUGUCAUCCCAUGCACAAUCUCCAACAAUGUGCCGGGAACUGUGCUAUCUCUGGGCUCGGAUACGGCUGUGAACGAAAUUUGCUCACAAAUCGACAAGAUCAAACAAUCAGCUACGGGAACGAAGCGUCGAGUUUUCAUCAUUGAGACAAUGGGCGGCUAUUGCGGCUAUUUGGCGACCGUUUCGGCUAUUGGAUCGGGAGCGGACAAUGCUUACAUUUUUGAGGAGGACUUCACCGUUGAAGAUAUCAUUGAGGAUGUGCGGGUGAUCACACAGAAGAUGGAGAAAGGCGUUCAGCGGUACUUGAUCGUGCGAAACGAGUGCGCCAACAAGAAUUACACGACCGAAUUCGUGCAGCAGCUUUUCGCCGAAGAAAGCCACGGAGAGUUCUCAACUCGUAUCAAUGUUUUGGGACAUGCACAGCAAGGUGGAAGUCCGACACCAUUCGAUAGAAAUAUGGGCACAAAGUUGGCAGCUCGAGCCACCGAACACUUGAUGACGUUGAUGAAACAACAAUUCGACGGCAAGAACUCGGCAAAUACUCCUGAUACAGCUGUCCUACUUGGCCUCAAUGGAAGAAGAGUUGUCUUCACUCCGGUUGCCGAGUUGGCUGAGGAAACCGAUUUCACACAUCGUUUACCCAAUCAACAAUGGUGGCUCAAAUUGCGUCCCCUUCUUCGCAUUUUGGCUAAACACGCGGACACCUAUAUGACUGAGGCACUCGAGGAUUCGGAGGGAGAAGGGAUU